Molecule: messenger RNA, 271 nt
Organism: Eimeria tenella
Lineage: Eukaryota; Apicomplexa; Conoidasida; Eucoccidiorida; Eimeriidae
Exons: 1
Source: RefSeq, a predicted model, not a curated record
AUGGCCACUCUGGCCGUGCCGCAGUCCCAGCCCGCUGCUGGCGGCGGCCUUUUCUUCAUCAGCAGCAGCAGCAGCAGCAGCAGCGGGCCUGCAGCAGCACUUGCUGCUGCAGCUGCGGACCCGAGUUCAGCUUCUCCUGAGGCCGCUGCAGCGGCUGCAGCCGAUUCUCCCAGCGGGGCAGGAGGAGCUGAGAGGAGCAGCAGCAACCCAGCAGCAGAAGGAGCAGCAACAGCAGCAGCAGCGCCAAACUGCAGCAGAAGCAGCAGGCUAG